This is a messenger RNA of Condylura cristata (star-nosed mole), 1812 nucleotides long. It is a transcript of the gene NAPA, whose product is annotated as N-ethylmaleimide-sensitive factor attachment protein, alpha. Gene Ontology annotation, molecular function: syntaxin binding; soluble NSF attachment protein activity. Gene Ontology annotation, cellular component: terminal bouton; vacuolar membrane; synaptobrevin 2-SNAP-25-syntaxin-1a complex. The transcript is spliced from 11 exons. The coding region runs from base 300 to 1187 and encodes 295 amino acids. Lineage: Eukaryota; Metazoa; Chordata; Mammalia; Eulipotyphla; Talpidae. Gene Ontology annotation, biological process: intracellular protein transport; synaptic transmission, glutamatergic; regulation of synaptic vesicle priming. The record is from RefSeq and is a predicted model, not a curated record.
GGAAGAGAGUAGGGUGCACAACGCGUAUGUAUGCGCAUGCGUUGAAGCUUCGGGUCGGCGAUUGGGAGCGGUGAAUCAUAGGGCUGCUGGCGGAGGUGUGUCCAGAGGGGCGCGCGCCACUCUCUGAGGCCGAUGAUUGGCCGGCUCCGGUCACAUGGUUUCGGGCAGCAGGCGAUGCGCGCGGGUGCGACGUCAACGCAACCCGCUGAGCUCUUGGUACCUGUCUACCGCGGCCCGGCAGCCGCCGAGUCCUUCGAGGCCCCGGGUCAGGCGGUUUGGUAAUUGCCUUCGCGGUCGCCAUGGACAACUCCGGGAAGGAAGCGGAGGCGGUGGCGCUGCUGGCCGAGGCAGAGCGCAAAGUGAAGAACUCUCAGUCCUUCUUCUCGGGCCUCUUUGGAGGCUCAUCCAAAGUAGAGGAAGCAUGCGAAAUCUAUGCCAGAGCAGCGAAUAUGUUCAAAAUGGCCAAAAACUGGAGUGCUGCCGGAAAUGCUUUCUGCCAGGCAGCCCAGCUGCACCUGCAGCUCCAGAGCAAGCACGACGCAGCCAUCUGCUUUGUGGAUGCCGGCAACGCCUUCAAGAAAGCCGACCCUCAAGAGGCCAUUAACUGUUUGAUGAGAGCAAUCGAGAUCUACACAGACAUGGGCCGAUUCACCAUCGCGGCCAAACACCACAUCUCCAUCGCCGAGAUCUAUGAGACGGAGCUGGUGGACAUCGAGAAGGCCAUCGCCCACUAUGAGCAGUCUGCAGACUACUACAAAGGCGAGGAGUCCAAAAGCUCAGCCAACAAGUGUUUGCUGAAGGUGGCUGGCUACGCGGCGCAGCUGGAGCAGUACCAGAAGGCCAUUGACAUCUAUGAGCAGGUGGGAACCAACGCCAUGGACAGCCCCCUCCUCAAGUACAGCGCCAAGGACUACUUCUUUAAGGCAGCCCUCUGCCACUUUUGCAUCGAUAUGCUCAAUGCCAAGCUGGCUGUGCAGAAGUAUGAGGAACUGUUCCCUGCCUUCUCAGAUUCCCGGGAGUGCAAGCUGAUGAAAAAAUUGUUAGAAGCCCACGAGGAACAGAACGUGGACAGCUUUACUGAGGCGGUGAAGGAAUAUGACUCCAUCUCGCGGCUGGACCAGUGGCUCACCACCAUGCUGCUGCGGGUCAAGAAGACCGUCCAAGGCGAAGAGGAGGACCUGCGCUAAGCCCCAGUCUCCAUUUUCCUGCCCAUCCGCCCCCCUGGCAGGCCCUCCAGCAAGGAUCCCAGGCAGAGGCCUGGGAGAGGUGGGCCUGAGAGCUUGGCUGUGAGCCCCUCCCUCCCUCCCCACCCUAGGAGGCUCGGGAGCCACAGUGCGGCUCAGCGAGGCUUUGGGGACACCCCAGGCUGGGGCCUGCUGGCUAGUCACCUCUGUUCUCGCUAUGUCCCUCACCCCCACCCGUUUAUUUAAGCUCCCAGAGGCGCCCUUCUUCACCCAAAGACCAGAGUCCUGACAGACCUACCUGCUGUGGGUGCUGCUGGGUUUGGGGUCAGCAUCAGCAUCUGGCCCCUAGAUCCUGACCAGCUGAGUCUUGAACUGGAUUCUCUCUCUCACCCACUCGGUCUCCCAGCCCAGCUCUGAGCACAUGUAGCCACUGAGAUUUGCUCUCGCCCUUGGGGUGGCCUCCUUUCCCCCAGCCUCCCGCAGCCCUGACCUCUCAGGAUAGACCCCAGGCCCUGUUGCACCAAGGGUUGUCCCGUACCUGCCCACAUCACCUUCCUAGUGCUUUGAGGUUUGUCAGUCAGAAGCUGCAGCUGGCCCAAGAAAGAAAAUUAAAAAACAAAAAAACACU